CUCCAGGACAAAUCUUCUCUUUAGUACUGAUUCGUGAAGAAGAAAUUAGCGGACUGACAUUAACCACAAGAAAAGAAGUACAUUUUGCAUGUGUCAAGCCCCGGAAAUUCUAGAACUUUCACCAUGACAGGCGGAGCAGCCUCCAGCAGCGACCCGCGGCUCUUUGCGCUGGAGUGCGGGGGUCCGAUUUUCGACUGCGCCUGGCAUCCCCGGGAGCAGCGGCUCUUCGUGACGGCGGCCAUCAACGGGAACGCAGAUUUGUUCGACGUGGAGAGCGAAAACCAGACCUGUCUGGUUCGCCGCAAGCGACACAACGGCGCCGUGCGUUGCGUGGGAUUUUCGCCGAAAGCGGGCGACCGGUGGGCCACGGGGAGCAGCGACUGCACGGCGUUGUUGUCGGACACGGAAACCAGCGCGAGAAUAAGCCGCACUACUUUCGAGGCUGCGGUGAACGUGCUGCGCUUUGUGGACGUGUCCUCCUCCUCCGUCCUCGGGAACAACGACAGCUCGCAACUGCUGGUGUGCGGUCUGGAUGACGGAAGCUUGCACUUUCUCGACGCGCGCACCAAGGGCGGCGUGGUCGCGACGCUGGCGGAGCAGGAAGACUUCGUGUCCGACCUGUUGUUUCUCCCGGGGAAAAACCACUUGUGCGCGACCUCCGGGGACGGCACGCUCGGCGUGUUUGACGUGCGGAAGAAGAAGCUGUUCGCGCUGUCCGAUCCGCAGGACGACGAGCUCCUUUCCCUGGCCCUGUGCAAGGACGGGCGGAAAAUCGUGUGCGGUGCGCAGGAGGGCGACUGCAAAAUCUUCACCGUGGACGACUACGGGGACUGCAAGGACCGGAUUGUGUUGGACAGCGGAGGGGGCAGUAGCGUGGCGCAACGCGACACCCUGGAGCUCUUCGGCGUGGGGACGUCCACGUCGGCCGGAGGUACAAAUAAAACGGACGGUGCCGGCGCGAAGAGGGGGGCGAAGAGCGUGUCCAGCACGACGGCCGUGGAGAAGGUGUCCACGGACGCGCUGUGCAACCUGGGAAACAGCGAGGAGUACCUGUUGAGCGGGGGCAGCGACGGCCAGCUGCGACUGCUGGGCGUCCACUCGGCGCAGCACGGGAAUCGGGUGGUGGCGCGCUUGGGUCUGCACGGGGAGGAGGAGAUGCCGAUCGAGGUGAUCCGGCAAAGUCCCUGGAGUCCGACCACCGUCGCCUCGUGCGGCCACGACGGGCGCGUCCAGUUCUGGGACUUUUCGAAUCUGCUGGCAAGCGUCUGUCAAAAAGGAGGGGGUGCAUUGACUGUAAGCGGUGAAGGAGCCGCAGACUCGUUGCUCGAGCCGGAAGGUCAUGCGCUGGGAGGCAAGAAAAAGAAAAAGAGGAAGGUGCUAGACCUCGGGGCAACGUCGGUGCGCGCGAAUGACACGGGAAAGAACAACUUUUGGAGUGGCCUGCAAUUCUAACAUGCUCCCGCGACUUCUGAACGCAGAAAUUCCACGCUUGCGCGAACAAGAACUCUCUUUGCGGACCGCACCGCGUCCUGUUAAGGACGUAAACUCACACAGGAUAUUUUAUAAGUAUUUCGGACCUGCUAGUCUAUGUCAGGGGCUAGCCGCCA
This is a messenger RNA of Amoebophrya sp. A120, 1607 nucleotides long. The record is from the annotation of a GenBank genome assembly. Lineage: Eukaryota; Dinophyceae; Syndiniales; Amoebophryaceae.